Molecule: messenger RNA, 2174 nt
Organism: Siniperca chuatsi (mandarin fish)
Lineage: Eukaryota; Metazoa; Chordata; Actinopteri; Centrarchiformes; Sinipercidae
Product: fibulin-7-like
Exons: 8
Coding region: 109-1437 (442 amino acids)
Molecular function (GO): calcium ion binding
Source: RefSeq, a predicted model, not a curated record
UGGUCAUUCUCUCACCUGGAGUCCCUGCACACACUCAGAGUUCACACUGCCGGCAACUUUUAACUCAUUUGAGGACUGAUCGUCGACUGAAUUGGGAUCAGUGGAAACAUGUUUGGGAUUGUCAUCACCUUGUUGUGUUUCUGCUCGCUCCACCCUACUUUUGGACAGGACUGUCCCAAUAGACAGGAAAUACAGGGCUCUCUGAAGCAGGUUCAGAAGCUUCUGUCAGCCCAUGAAGCCUCGUACUUGCAGAGUCUGCGUAACCUGAAGAAGAAAAUAAACCUGUUGCAAGGCAGCGCAGGGAAGCAGACCACAAGAGCCAUCAACAGUACCUGCCCAAAACUGGACGCACCCAUCAAUGGGAGAAAACUUGGGAAGUCACACAGCGUGGGCCAUGAGGUUCACUUUCUGUGUGACCCUGGUUAUGAACUUGUGGGAUCAGAGAGCAGGCUUUGUCAGGAAAGCCUGACCUGGAGUGGCCAGCAGAUUACCUGCCGAGACAUCAAUGAGUGUGCAGCCUCCCCGUGUCUGAAUGGUGGGACAUGUGUGGAUGAAGUGAACCAGUUCUCUUGUGUAUGUGCCAAAGGCUGGUCUGGAGCCACCUGUCAGAGCCCUGUGCCAACAUUCUUUGUCACCAUGACAAACACCUCUGACGCCACAGCUGCUGCUGCUACCUUGCCUGCUGCUACCACUGGGCCCUUUGUUCGUCCAUCACGUUGCACUAUAGUGCAGGGGACUACCCACUGCACCUGUGAGCCAGGAUACACCAUCUCUGGCAGGGACAGCAACACCUGCACUGAUAUAGAUGAAUGUGAGCUGUUCCAUAAUGGCCAGGCUGGGAAACUGUGUUUACAUGCUUGUGUUAACACCCCUGGAGGCUACCGCUGUUCCUGUCCUGUCGGAUACAAUUUGACCCGCGAUGGACGCAGCUGUAAAGACAUUGAUGAGUGUGCCACCAGACAAAACAACUGCACAAAGGAUCAGAUGUGCAUUAAUACUUACGGUGGUUUCCAGUGUGUCCGUGUGGACUGCCCCAAAAUCCCUAAUGCUACAUAUGUCAAGACAUCGCCUAUGCGUUGUGAACGUAACCCCUGUCCUGUGGACAACAAGGCAUGUUCUCAGGCCCCAAACUCCUUCUCCUACCAUUUCCUGGCUGUCGUGUCCAACCUGUCAUCUCCCCGCGUCAUGUUCAGGGUCUCAGCAUUACGUCCAUUGGGUGACACACUUCGCUUCUCCCUGCUUGGGGGAAAGCAAGCUCGGCGCCACUUCACAGUCCAGCGUUCAGACCGUCUGACAGGUCAGCUGAUGCUGGUGAGCCCCGUGCAAGGCCCUGCCACGUUGGAAGCAGAAGUGGAGAUGAGCGAGCUGGAGAGACGAGUGCAGCUGGGGAGGUACAUCACCAAAGUCACCAUGUUUGUUUCCCAGUAUGAGUUCUAGAAAGGGAGGGAUGAAAGUGGAAACACACUUAGAGCAAAAAGGACAAACAAAAGUCUGGUUUGGAUUUAGGACUGGAUAAUCUGAUGUAUGGUGGUGACCAUCUUUAAAGUCGACUGUACUGUUGCUGAAGGAGGUGCUGCAGCCAGGUCUCAAAACUGUAGUAAAGUAAGCAUGAAGCAGCAUAUUUACUCUCAAGUGAUGGAUGGAUUAACACCUGUCUUGCACAGCUGCAUGCAAUAAAUGUUUUAGAAUAUGGUUUCUUUGGGGACAUUGGUAAUAAGAUUAAAAAAAUGCUAAUUGAGUAAUGUAUGUUUGGGUUGACUUUACUGUAAGAGUUUUGCAUGGAUUAACUAAAACAUAUUUAUUGCACAAAGAUAGAAAUGAGUGUAGGCGAUAUAUAUGGUGAAUGACAUGAUGUAGCAAACAGUAAAGCAGCAAUUAACUGGAGGAACCAGAUAAUAUGUAGACAGUCCACCCUGAAAGUGCUUUUUUUGUAAAUGACAGUCCUGCUAUGUUGACAUUUAUGCUAUGUAUACUGGACAUGUAAUCAUGACGUGUGAAGAUUUUGUAUUUCUCUUUAAUAUCAUGUUUUGUUUAUAUUCUGGUUUCAGUACAACUAUAAUAUUCUUGCUUCCAGUACAAUCAUUAAAACACCAUGUAAACCCUAAAAAGUUCAGUCUUUUAUUUGCAAAUGCAUAAAAUCUUAACAACAAAUAAACUCUCUACCUUCUGAAAUA